CAAAAGAGAGAGCGAGAGCAGCCGAGCAAGAGCAACGAGGGGGGAAGCCUUCCUGCUCUUUGGGCUUGGAGUCCCAAAGUGGAAGCUUUUUUCACCAUUAGAGAGGAGGAAGGGAGUUCUUCUUUGGCCUUUCCUCUUUUUUUAUGAGUUCGUGAAGAAGGAAAGCCAGCAAUAAAGGAUUUGGGCCUUGUUGGUUUUGAUCUGGAUGAUCAUGGAAACAAUUUGAGUUGGAAAGGAGAGAUCCUUGUUGUGAAUUUAUUUGGAAUUCUGGAUUGGAGGAGAAUUUUGUUCUUGUGGGUUGUUUCAUAAAUUGAGCUUAUGCUUUUCAGCUGUGGCUUUGCGCUGCAGCAAUGAUUGUUCGAGAGGUUUUCUUAGCUCUAGCUGUUAGGUUUAGAAGAAUUGGAGAAGGUUCCAACAGUAAUUCGUGAUUCCUCUCCCUCAUAUCCUAGCUUGCACUGUUAUAUAAGAUCUUGAAGACUCACCGACGUCUGUGAUUUGGGCAUUGCUGUAUUCAGUGUUGGUUUCUUGGAUCUUUACUCAGUGAUGGCAGCAGAUUCAAACACAAGUUUUCACCAAGGGCUUGUUCCAUCAUCCAUGUAUCAUAGCCGCCUGGUUUCUUUUCAGUCAGGUGCAACAAAUAGUGUGACAGGGACUGUUCCCGCAGGUUUAAACAACUCUGGUGCCAUUAACAGCACAGGCGGUAUGCUUUUGGCGGCAAACCCAAGCAUGAUAUCAAACACAUCUUCGGUGAUUCAGAGUGGUUGUUCUUCUAGUAAUAUUCUUCUUGAUUCAGUUCCUUGUCUCAAACAUGACACAGGGUUGGUUGUAGAAUGGACACCUGAGGAGCAGGCUUUAUUGAAGCAAGGUCUUAUCAAAUAUGCUAAUGAGCCUAAUAUCAUGAAGUACAUCAAGAUAGCAGCCAUUCUGGGUGAUAAGACAGUAAGAGAUGUCGCAUUGAGGUGUCGAUGGAUGCUAAAGCGGGAUAUCUUUAAACGGAGGAAGUCAGAAGAAAAUUAUUUGGGAAAGAAGAUUAAAGAUAGGAAGGAAAAAACGAUCGAUUUGCCUCUGAAGAUGAAUAUGGCUCCAGUUCCAUCAAACAAUACACAGGCCUAUUCUCAGUUGAUGCAUCAGGAAAAAAUGGUUGAUUUGCCUUCAAAGCUGAAUAUGAAUCCAGUUCCUGAAGAUUACUUUCUUCUGGAGAAAAUGGUUGAAUCACUUCCAAAGAUGAAUGCAAAUCCAGUUCCAUCAAACAAUAUGCCUGCCUAUUCUCAGUUGAUGCAUCAGGUGCCCCAAAACCAAUUCUUUUAUGAAGCUCCAGUAAUUGACAGUGCAACAAGGAAUCUGCUUGAGGAGAAUGUUCGAAUCUUAGGCCAAAUUAAAGCUAAUCUGUCAACCUUUAAGUCAGAUUAUUGUCUCUCCGUUACUUACCAGGCCAUGAUUGAACAGCUGGUGACUAGCUUGAAUUUCUCUCUUUCUUUUAUACAGGUGCAGGAUAACAUACCUCUCUUCUAUCGCAUGAGAAACAAUGUGGCAACCAUCCUGAUGAGGAUGAGCCACAUGCCUGGGGUGAUGGGUCGGAUGCCACCACUCCCGGUGUCAACAAAUGAGCAACUUCUCAGCAAUAUGCUUCCUAGUCUAUGCCAGUUUUUUUAGCUCGUGUGGCUCGUGGCACUGGCUUCAAGCCGGAGAGAUCCAAGACUACUGAUAAUUUGCUAGUUGUUUACUAGAUCAGUUUUAUAACAUCAUAUCUUCAGAAAAGUCGAACUUCUAAAGCUCGUCGUCAUAUAUUGAUCACAGCAGCAGAAUCAAUAAAUGAACGCUUUUUAUUCCGUCUUUACACCGAUGUUUCUCAUUGUCAAGAGUGAGAAAGAUGAAAUCUUUGAACAAAAUUAUUCGUUUUUAGGUGCUUGGAAACAAUUGAUUCUUCAGCUUAGUUUCAUUAUCUUUUUCUUUUUUUUUUUCUAUUCUAUAGAUGAUCUCUAGUAACCUUGUGAAUGUAAAUAUCAAUUGUUUUGUAUAUUGCAACUUUUGCUCCAUUUGGUCA
This is a messenger RNA of Dioscorea cayenensis subsp. rotundata (Guinea yam), 2044 nucleotides long. RefSeq lists its product as uncharacterized. The transcript has 11 exons. The record is from RefSeq and is a predicted model, not a curated record. NCBI's taxonomy places the organism in Eukaryota, Viridiplantae, Streptophyta, Magnoliopsida, Dioscoreales, Dioscoreaceae. Bases 544 to 1653 code for a protein of 369 amino acids.